This is a messenger RNA of Chenopodium quinoa (quinoa), 3876 nucleotides long. Its product is annotated as probable RNA-dependent RNA polymerase 3. The coding region runs from base 530 to 3517 and encodes 995 amino acids. Lineage: Eukaryota; Viridiplantae; Streptophyta; Magnoliopsida; Caryophyllales; Amaranthaceae. The record is from RefSeq and is a predicted model, not a curated record. The transcript has 21 exons. Gene Ontology annotation, molecular function: RNA-directed RNA polymerase activity. Gene Ontology annotation, cellular component: nuclear RNA-directed RNA polymerase complex. Gene Ontology annotation, biological process: siRNA processing.
GAAGUAAGGAGGAGAGAGGAAAAUGUGGCUUCCCUUGUUUUUAAAAGGAAAAUGUUUUCCAUCAUUAAGGAUGGAAUUUUCCACCCUUAAAAAAUUAUUUACCACUCCUUAACAAACCAAACAAAGAAAAAUGGAAAAAAAUGAAAAAUUCAUUUUAUAUGAAAGCAUUUUACAUCAAACCAAAUAAGGCCUAAUUUGAAACAAACUUCAAAUCGUGUCCAAUACGAUUGAUAAUAAUCAAACUAAUUUCUUCUACCGUUCUGACAGGCGGGAACCAGUGGAAAAAAAAAUCAAGAAAAAAAAAAUAAAUAAAAAAAACUGCACACUCUCUUCCUCACUAUCAAAGUCUCUCUGCAAAAAUGUCACUUCCUAUUUCCUACUACUACUAGUCUUCUUCAUCCCUCAAUCCCCUAAAAAAGCUUCCUUAACAAGUUUUUCAUUUUAAAUUUCAAAUUUUUAUUCAAUUUAUCAAAAACCCAUUUCAAUUUUUCCUCAAUUCUGCCAAAAUUCCUCAAAUUUUCAUCCAAAAAUGGCGGAUUUUUUGAAAGAAUGCCCGCUUCCUUCAUCAGUAGAGGAGUUAAUUAGGGUGCUUUGCGAGGAGCAAUCACAACCAUCUCCUGGUUUGAAUUCAAGAAGAGUGCUCGCAUCAUUGGGGGAAGAUGAUUCGAUUAAGUUGCUUAAUUAUAUUCGUAAAACAAAAAUUACUAAAUCUUUUGAUGGGUUCAUAGUCUAUUUGGCAAAAAAUUAUUAUAAUAAGACUUCAAACACUUCUUCUAAAAUGCCAACCAAAUUUGAUUCUUAUAGCAUUAAAGAGAAGAAUUCAAUUGCUGCUUCGGGAAGUAAUGCUAAAACAUUAAGAAGAGAUGGGUCUGUAAUGUCUUUCUUAUCUGAUAAAUUAUCAUCGAUGAAAUUGAAUGUAUUUAGCUCCUCUAAGGUAUACAAACCAACUUGUGAAUUUGUAGCCCUGGAAAAAUUGGGUUUUCGUCGAGCUUUUCUUGUUUUAAGUUACAUAGGAAGGAGGAAGCUUGAGGAUGUAGCUUCUGUUCGCGACAUUAAUAAUCUAGUAGCUGAAAGUGAAAAGCUUACAAUGGGCUCUUUUGAGAAAAUGGUGUGGGAUCGAUAUGGUGAUCAAUAUUGUCUCAGGAAGGACAGGAAAAAGUAUCGUAACUGGGAAUCAUCAGGGCCUUAUUAUUUUUAUCAAUGUCACGUUUAUCUUGACGGAAGUUAUUGUUUCAAGGGUCCUUUCUUAAGCAAUCGAACAAAUCUUCUUCAAAAGGUUUUUAAAGAAGAGAAUGUACUGAUCGUGAAGUUUGCUGAAGAGGGAAAGGGAAAAACAAAGUUUAGCAAGGGUUCUGGUUCUUCAUUUGCUGCAAUCAAAAAGGUUGCACGAGAAGGAAUACACUUGGGUCGAAAGUUGUACAAGUUCAUUGCAUUCAAAGAUGGGGGGAAAGGACAGAAGGAUAGAAUAACUGGAUCCGUGAAAUGUUAUUUUGUAAACACGGAUAUGUGUCCAAGAGAAGUAAGAUCAAUGUUCAUGCAUCUGGAUACCCUACCUAGCUUGUCCAAGUAUGCAGCCAGAUUUGAGCUCGCACUUUCAAAAACAGUUACUUUACCCAUUAAUUUGGAUGCUUUAGAUAUAACCCUUGAAGUCAUCAACGAUAUACCAUGUCAGCUUGCAGAUGGUUCUGUUGUCAAAGAUAAAAAUGGGAAAGCUCUCAUACACACUGAUGGAACUGGCUUCAUAUCAGCGGAUCUAGUUUGUGGGUUUUCUUGGAAUAGUUGUAAGGCUAACUUGAUGAGUGACCAUAACUCUGAGAGAAAUGAUGUACAUAGUUUCGAGCUCAAUGGGCUUUCUUCACAAUUUGCUGAACUGCCUUUGUUGAUGCAGUUCCGAUUAUUUUACAAAGGUUAUGCUGUUAAGGGGACGGUCCUUGUUAAUCGAAAGCUUCCUCAAAGAACUAUUCAAGUUCGACCAUCCAUGAUAAAAGUUCUAAAAGAUCCGGAACGAGGACAUUCUCUGACUGUGAACUCAUUCGAAGUUGUGGGAAUGAGUGGUCGACCUAAGAAAACAUGCUUGACAAAAUAUUUGAUUGCCCUACUAAAUUAUGGAGGAGUACCAACAGAGUUUUUCACAAACAUACUAAAGGAUGCAAUACAUGAUGCUCGAACUUCACUGACUGACAAAAGAGCAGCUCUGCAAGUUGCUCUUGCAAGUGGGGAUAUGGAUGACGAAUUCACAAUUGCUAGAAUGAUUCUAUCCGGGAUCCCUCUUCAUGAACCGUACAUUCAGACACGUUUAAGUUUCCUUACAAAUCAUCAAAAUAAAAGCUUGAAAGAAGGAAAGCUUCCCAUCAGUGAAAGCUUCUACCUUAUGGGGACAGCUGAUCCAACGGAUACCUUAAGAAGUGGAGAAGUCUGCAUCAUUCAUGAAAAUGGACAAAUUUCUGGCAAGGUCCUGGUUUAUCGUAAUCCAGGAAUUCAUUUUGGAGAUAUCCAUAUUCUCACUGCAAAACAUAUAGAAGGGUUGGAAGAGAUAGUGGGAAAUUCAAAGUAUGGCAUAUUUUUUCCCACCAAAGGUUCAAGGUCACUGCCUGAUGCAAUGGCUGGUGGUGAUCUUGAUGGAGACAUGUAUUGGAUAUCACGGAAUCUUGAUCUUCUAAAAUAUUUCAAACCAAGUGAACCCUGGACAUGCAUGAACCAAGCAUCAAGUUCUGACCAGAAGAAACCAGCGGAGUAUUCUAAUGAGGAGUUGGAGCAUGAGCUUUUUUCUCGUUGCUUGGGUGCAAGAUUUAAACCAAGUCUAGCUAUGGGGAUUGCUUCUAUCAGCUGGCUAGCACACAUGGACCAGCUAUUAAGCUUAGGAGACAAUUAUGCGAUGGAGAAAGAGUGCUUGAAGGAAAAAUUGUUAAAAUUAGUGGACAUUUACUAUGACGCACUGGAUGCACCGAAAACAGGCGUAGAGGUUACUGUUUUGCGUGAGUUGGUUGCAGUAAAAUAUCCACACCACAUGGAGAAGGUAUCCUCAUCUAAUUACCAUUCAGAAUCUGUGUUAGGGAUCAUCUACGAUCAAGUACAGGAAUGGGAAUUUGAGAAUCCGUCCAUACCUGUUUGGAAGCUACCGAUUUUGGAUGUUGAAGUUCCUAACUAUAAUUUGAAGACAUGGGAGUAUCUUUACAAAAAUUAUCGAAGUGAAAUGAGUGCAGCCCUCUCCAUGGAUGAUGAAGAACUAAGGACAUAUACUGCAGACAAAGUUGUACAGAAUUAUAAACAGAUAUUAUACGAAGCAGAUGACUUGGGAAAGAGUUCCAGAGCAUGGGAGGAGAUAUAUUUUGAUGCAUUGGCCAUCUAUCACGUAUGCUAUGAUUAUGCAAAAACCAAAGGUGCGAAGAAAUGUGGCUUUGCGUGGAAGGUAGCAGGUGAGGUGUUGCUAAAGAUUAUCACUGAAGGUCAGGCAGAGAAAACUCUAACUUGUCUCCCUUCAGUACUCGAGGAAGUUCUUAGUAGGAAAACUUCCUAAUAACAAAUGUAGAAAUGUUCAUAGUGUAAUAUAAUGUGCAUUUUGUAUGUAUAUUAUGUAUAUGUAGUAUAUUUUUGUCUCUACUUGCAAGGAUAAACGUGGUUCAGUACUUCAGAAAGUUCUAAUUAAGAAAACUUCCCAGUGACAAAUAGCUAUAUUCAUAGUGUGAUAAUGUGUGUAAUGUAUGUACGCGCAGUAUAUAUUUUGCCUCUAGUUGCAAGGUUUAUAAACGAGGCUCAGUACUCCAGGAAGUUUCUUUUUAAGAAAAUUUUCCGAAAUGUAUCUAUGUUCAUAGCGAGAUAAUGUAUCAAUGUUAGUAUGUACGCGUAGUGUAUUUUUGCCUCCACUAGCAAGGCUUA